UACAGCAUUACGAUUAUCGUAAGCGGGACACUGCUGCAAAUGAAUAAGUCAACAUGUAACAGCUAAUAUCAUCUUUUUCCCACGUAAGAUUCCAUCUUCUAUGACAUAUUCCAUUGAAAAAACACUUCACACAACGGACAGGAAAACUGCACGACUACAUAUACAUGCAUGUACUCUGUAACCUAGUCUUAAAGACAUAGACAAGAUUCUAAUUGGACAAAAAAGAUAAGUAAGAUAGACGAAUCAACUGAAAUAAUGAACGGGAAAUAGAUGCACAUGUAGAUUUACAAGAAAAUACAAUUACAAAUAGAUGAUUGAUGAUCCUUUUGCUUUUCUUCUUCUUGAUGCGGAACCGACACGAAGCAAAGCCAGUUGAUGAAAGUUGGGCACAGCCAUCAUUCUCAACAGUUAUAUACUACGUAGGAUGUUGCUUGUUGGUACUGCAUGGGAGAAGAUACACCACGGAAAUCAUGAGUUUUUAUGCAGAUGAUCGACCGACAUGCCAUAUUCAUCUAGAAGAGGCUGGGGGAUCUCUGGGGAAUCUUCCCUCUGUGAAGACACGACUUUGCGAUCGUCACAUAGACAUUGACCAGUAUAUUUUUCAGAAUUGUAAGAGGUAUUACCAAAAAGAACAAAUGUUGAACAUCAUGAAGUCAUCGAGCCGCAAAUGCAACUGCUGUACCAAAAGCUCACCUUGGAAGAAAGCGAAACAAGACUACAAAU
This is a messenger RNA of Amoebophrya sp. A25, 723 nucleotides long. The record is from the annotation of a GenBank genome assembly. Lineage: Eukaryota; Dinophyceae; Syndiniales; Amoebophryaceae.